UGGGCUUGAUUAUUUCUAAGUUCACAUUUGAAAAAAAAUAAGAAGAAAAACGAAAAAGGAGAAAAUGGCAAAUGGAGAGAGUGAACUUUACUUUGUUUUUAUGAACUACGAUCCUGAAUACGAGCGUCUUCGAUCCAAAAGAAAAAAGAAGGAAAGCUAUGAACUGGAUGUGUACAUAAGCAAGAAACAUGAUGAGUUGUUAGCAAAUACCUUUGAGCCAGGCAGCUAUAUAAAGAGAUUGUCUUUGGUUAUUGUUGAUGGAUUUGCUGUUGAAAUCACUGAGGAUCAGGCCAAUGUGCUUAGAUCUGCAAAAGAAGUGAGGGUUGUGGAGAAAAAUCAAGAGCUUGCAUAAUGGCUUGGAUGGUUAUUAUUAUUAUUGAGCAAUUUAAUAUAUAGAUUUAAAAAUUUCCCCACCCCCAACAAAAAAAAUGAGAAGAGAAAAGACAAUAGAUGUGGUGGUGAUGUUUGGGGUGGGGUGGGAUGAGGUUGGGGUGAUAUGUUUUAUUAGUGCUUCAUAUUAUGAGCUAAUAAUGUAAGUAAAUUCUUUAUUAAUGUUACUCAUAUACUCUAA
Messenger RNA from Solanum dulcamara, 571 nucleotides. RefSeq names its product subtilisin-like protease SBT2.5. The record is from RefSeq and is a predicted model, not a curated record. Bases 65 to 352 code for a protein of 95 amino acids. The transcript has 3 exons. NCBI's taxonomy places the organism in Eukaryota, Viridiplantae, Streptophyta, Magnoliopsida, Solanales, Solanaceae.